Elgaria multicarinata webbii is the source of this 12970-nucleotide messenger RNA. It is a transcript of the gene VPS13C, whose product is annotated as vacuolar protein sorting 13 homolog C. NCBI's taxonomy places the organism in Eukaryota, Metazoa, Chordata, Lepidosauria, Squamata, Anguidae. Gene Ontology annotation, cellular component: extrinsic component of membrane. Bases 4 to 11292 code for a protein of 3762 amino acids. The record is from RefSeq and is a predicted model, not a curated record. The transcript is spliced from 85 exons. Gene Ontology annotation, biological process: protein retention in Golgi apparatus; mitochondrion organization; protein targeting to vacuole.
GCCAUGGUGCUGGAGUCGGUGGUGGCCGACCUGCUGAACCGCUUCCUGGGCGACUACGUGGAGAACCUGAACAAGUCGCAGCUCAAGCUGGGCAUCUGGGGGGGUAAUGUGGCGCUUGACAACUUACUGAUAAAGGAGAAUGCGCUGAGUGAGUUGGAUGUUCCUUUUAGAGUAAAGGCUGGACAAAUAGAUAAGCUGACCUUGAAGAUCCCUUGGAAGAAUUUGUACGGCGAAGCAGUAGUUGCAACUCUAGAAGGCUUAUAUCUUCUUGUUGUUCCUGGGGCAAGUAUUAAAUAUGAUGCAGAAAAAGAAGAAAAGUAUCUCCAGGAUAAUAAGCAAAAGGAGCUAUCCAGAAUUGAGGAAGCCCUACAAAAAGCAGCAGAAAAGGGAGCUCACUCAGAUUUCAUACAUGGACUGGAGAACAUUGUAUACCAAGAUGUCACACCUGGACGUAAGUCUAAAAAGACUAAAAAGCAUUUUAAGAAACCAUUUAAAGGUCAUGGUCACUCAAAAGAUAAACCCAAGGAAGAGAAGAAAGAUACUUUUUUGGAAAAGCUUGCGACACAAGUGAUAAAAAAUGUACAAGUCAAAAUCACGGGCAUCCAUAUCAAGUAUGAGGAUGACAUCACAGAUCCUAGCCGGCCCCUUUCUUUAGGAAUGACACUGGGCGAACUUAGCUUACUGACUACUAAUGAAAACUGGACUCCUUGCAUUUUAAAUGAGGCUGCAAAGAUCAUAUACAAGUUUUUGCGGCUUGAUUCCCUCAGUGUCUACUGGAACGUGGAUAGUGAAAUGUAUUAUCAUGCUUCCCGGGAACAAAUAUUGGAGCGGUUGAAGAAAGGAGUCCCUUCUAUCAGCCAAGAGCUUCCAAAUGAUCAGUAUAUAUUUAAGCCAGUAUCGGCCUCUGCAAAGCUCUACAUUAACCCUCAUGCGGAGAUAGAACUUCAGACGCCCAAGAUUGAUUGGAGCAUGGAAGUCCAGAGCAUUGCUGUUGAACUGACUAAGCCACAGUACCUUAGUAUGAUUGACCUUCUGGAGUCCAUAGACUACAUGGUUCGAAAUGUCCCAUACAGAAAGUACAGACCGGAAGUACCGCUACAUAAGAAUGCCAAACUAUGGUGGAAAUACGCAGGAGACAGUAUUCUUGAGGUUCAUAUCAGACGAUACACUAACAUGUGGUCAUGGAGGAACGUAAAACAUCAUAGGCAGCUUCUAAAAAGUUACAAAAAUAUUUAUAAAAGUAAGCUGACACAGACCAAAGUAUCAGAAGAAACUCAGAAACAAAUGAAGGACUUAGAAAGAGAUCUCGAUGUUUUCAAUAUUGUUUUAGCGAGACAACAAGCGCAAACUGAGGUUAUAAGGUCAGGAGAGAAGCUGUUGAGAAAAAAGUCUGCAGAUGGUGAGAAAAAAGGUGGAGGAUGGUUUAGUGGACUGUGGGGUAAGAAGGAAUCUAAGAAAAAAGAUGAAGAAGAAUUGUCUGUUCCUGAAACUAUCGAUGACCUCAUGACACCGGAAGAGAAAGCAAAGCUUUUCACUGCCAUUGGUUAUAGUGACAGUUCUCACAACCUUACGUUACCCAAAAAGUACGUUGCCCAUGUGCUGUCCCUGAAACUGUUAAGCACUUCAUUUACAAUUAAAGAAGACAAAAAUGUUCCAGACACACUUAAAAUCCAGAUAAUUGACCUAAGCACUAAAAUAUCACAGCGACCAGGAGCACAAGCCCUUAAGGUAGAAGCAAAGCUUGAGCAUUGGUACGUAACGGGUCUGAGACAACAGAACGUUGUACCUUCUCUCGUGGCUUCGAUUGGGAAUGCCAAAUCAUCUCUGCUUCAGAUAGAAUACGAGACCAACCCGGAGGACAGCACAGCUGAUCAGAGAUUCUUCGUUCAAUCACAGCCCGUGGAAAUUAUAUAUGAUGCAAAAACGAUAAACGCAAUGGUGGAAUUCUUCCAGACAAACAGGGGCAUGGACCUGGAACGCUUAACCACAGCCACUCUGUCGAAGCUAGAAGAAAUUAAAGAGAGGACUGCUACAGGUCUUACGCAUAUUAUUGAAACUCGAAAAGUCCUUGACUUGAGGAUUAAUCUGAAACCUUCCUAUCUUCUGGUUCCACAGACAGGCUUCCACUAUGAAAAGUCUAACCUUCUCAUUUUGGAUUUUGGUACUUUUCAGCUGAACAGCAUCCAUCAAGGCAAUCACCAUACAUCCAGCACAUCGCUGGAAGAGAUUAUGGACAAAGCAUAUGACAAGUUUGAUGUCGAAAUCAAGAACGUGCAGCUACUCUUUGGCAGAUCAGGCGAAGACUGGAAAAAGGCACGGUUUGGGCAUCCGUCGACUCUGCACGUAUUGCAGCCCAUGGAUAUACAUGUACAGCUUGCCAAAUCAAUGGUGGAGAAGGAUAUUAGAAUGGCUAAGUUCAAAGUAUCAGGAGAGCUUCCUUUGGUACAUCUAAGAAUUUCUGAUCAGAAGAUCAAAGGUGUCUUAGAACUCAUUGAUAGCAUCCCACUGCCACAGAAGUCAGCUGUUUCAGCUUCAAGUUCAAAAGCACCUGCUAUUCCUGUUCUGGCUGAUACAACAAAAGGCUUUCUUGGUACAUCUUUAUUGCUUGAAGGAGUACCAUCAGAAUCUGAAGAUGAGUAUUUUGAUGCUGAUGAUUAUACCCAUCCAAGGGAAAUGGUUUCCACUAAAGGAAGGGAGCUAAAGACUGAGAUUGGGACUGUUGAGGAAGAACUCACAGAUCUUCAAUUGAAAUUUGAAAUUAGGGAGGUGAUCUUGGAACUCACCAAGCAACUACAGAGAGAGGAAACUAUAAUUGUAUUUAACGUAAAGCAGCUUGGAAUGGAAGCAACUGUUAGAACGUACGACUUGAAAGCUGUAUCUUAUUUGAGGAAAAUUAGCUUGGAUUAUCAUGAAAUCCAAGGUAAAAAACAACAGCUUCAUUUAAUUAGCUCUUCAGAUAAACCUGGAUUAGACCUCUUGAAAGUAGAAUAUACCAAGGCUAAUACAAAUGGUCCAAACUUUCAGACAGUUUUUGAGAACACUGAGCAAACAAUUCAGGUGGCUUUUUCAUCCUUAAACUUGCUGCUGCACACCCAGGCCCUUCUCUCAACUAUCAAUUACUUCAUGGCUGUCAUCCCAACACAGGGCCAAGGUGCUACAGAUGCAGGGUCUUCACAAAAACUGGAAGAGAAACAGAAUAAAGAGUCUGGUUUGAAGAAAGUGAUGAAACCCUGCAAAAACAAGGAUGUGUUUCAUUUCAAAUUAUUUGCCAAGUUGGAUGCCUUCUUCUUAAAUGUUUGUGACGAGAAGAACAACAUUGCUGAAAUCAAAAUUCAAGGUCUUGACUCAUCUCUGUUUCUUCAGUCCAGUCAAACCACCCUCUUUGCACGGCUGAAAGACAUCAUUGUUACAGAUGUUGAUUCGAGGACAAUUCAUAAAAAGGCUGUCUCUAUAGUAGGUGAUGAAGUCUUCAGUUUCAACCUGGCAUUGUAUCCAGAUGCUACUGAGGGAGAAGCCUACACCGAUAUGUCCAAAGUGGAUGGGAUAGUGUCCCUCAAAGUGGGCUGCAUUCAAAUUAUAUAUCUACAUAAAUUCCUCAUGUCACUCCUGAAUUUUCUGAAUAGCUUCCAAAUUGCCAAAGAGGCCUUAAGUGCAGCUACAGUGCAAGCUGCAGAAAAGGCAGCAACGAGCGUGAGAGAUUUGGCUCAGAGGAGCUUUCGUCUUUCCAUGGAUAUUAAUCUGAAGGCUCCAGUUAUCCUCAUCCCUCAGUCGUCAGUUUCUUCUAAUGCUGUAGUCAUCGACCUCGGAUUAAUCAAGAUACAAAACAAAUUCAGUUUGGUGCUGGCUGAGGACUGUCCACUACCUCCGGUCAUGGAUAAAAUGGAUGUACAGUUGACACGGCUUAAGAUGUCGAGGACAAUCUUGCAGCCAGGUUUUUCGCAGCCUGACAUUCAAAUUCUCCAUCCUAUUAACCUGAACCUUUCUGUGAAUCGCAACCUAGCUGGAACAUGGUAUCACAAAAUACCAGUGAUGGAAAUCAAAGGGCAUCUUGAUACAAUGAAUAUUAUCCUAAAUCAAGAGGACUUGAAUGUUCUACUUAAAGUAGUGACAGAAAACCUUGCUGAAGCAGAUGAAAAUAGAAAUGGUUCAAAGCCAAUAGCACAAAUUGAAGGUGACACAAGAGAAAUGACAGUGCCUCUGGGAGUUCAGAAAAGUAUCCCAUCAGAAGGUACCUUAUUGGGCACAUCAAAAGAAGCCUUAAAAGAAGAUAUUACCAAUAUGCUGCUUAACUUUGAAAUCAAACAGGUUGUAGUGACAUUAAAGAAACAGGUUGAAAAGCAAUGUGUCCCCUUGCAUAUGCUAACAGUGCUGCAGCUUGGAACAGAAAGCAGAAUUAAAACGCAUGAUAUGACGGCUACAGCAUAUCUAAAAAAAAUUGAAAUGAAGUGCCUUGAAUUCACAGAUUCUAAAGGAGCUCCGCUGAAUAUUAUUAGCUCUUCCGAUGAAUCUGGCGAGCAUCUUUUAAAGAUGGAAUAUAUAAAGGCUGAUGCAGAUGGACCACAUUUUGAAAAGAUUUACAGAUGUACAAAACAAGCACUCAGUGUAUCCUUUUCUUCAUUAGACCUGUUGCUACACACAGAAGCCUUGCUUUCCAUCAUGAAUUUUUUCACGUAUGCCUCAAGUGGUCUUACAACUCCUGAUAAGGGAACUGGUGUAAAACUGCUAUCGGAGGAGCCCAAAACCACCCUUGCAAAGCCAGUUCCUGUUCCAGCAGCCCAGGACAAUGUGUUUGACUUGAAGCUCACUGCUGAAUUGAGUGCCUUCAACAUACUGGUCUGUGAUCAGAAGGGUAACAUUGCUGAUAUCCGAAUACAGGGUAUGGAGGCAUCUGUUUUUACAAAGGCAAAAGAAACAGAAGUUUUUGCCAGGCUUCAGGACUUCAUAAUAACAAAUGUGGAUCCACAGACGGUUCAUAAAAAGACUGUCUCGAUAGUGGGAGAUGAAGUCUUCCGGUUUGCAAUGUCACUUUAUCCAGAUGCUACAGAGGGAGAAGCUUACAUGGAUAUGUCCAAGGUAGAUGGUAAAAUGUCCCUGAAGGUGGGCUGCAUUCAGAUCGUUUAUCUGCAUAAAUUCUUCAUGUCACUACUGAAUUUCCUAAACAACUUCCAAACUGCAAAAGAAGCCCUGAGCGCUGCCACUGCCCAGGCUGCAGAAAAGGCUGCUUCCAGUAUGAAGGAUUUUGCUCAAAAGAGCUUUCGCCUUUCAAUGGACAUCAACCUGAAAGCUCCGGUCAUAGUCAUUCCUCAGUCAUCAGUGUCCUACAACGUAUUGGUAGCAGAUCUCGGUUUAAUCCGAGUCCAGAAUGAAUUUAGCCUGGUCCCUGGAAAAGCGUCUUUUAAUCCUCCUGUGAUUGACAAAAUGGAUGUCCAGCUAACUCAUUUAAAGAUCUCAAGGGCCAUAAUAGCCAGUGGUUCCCAGCCAGACAUUGAAAUUUUGCAGCCGGUAAAUCUGCGUUUGUCAGUCCAGAGAAAUUUAGCUGCAGCGUGGUAUCUACAAAUCCCGGGGAUUGCAAUCGAAGGAGACUUAAAGACUAUGCAGAUCUCCCUCUGUCAAGAUGACUUAACGCUGCUCAUGAAAAUUUUGCUGGAAAAUCUUGGUGAAGCUGACCCGAGUUCAAGGGUUACACAGUCAACUUUACCAGAAGCUCAGACGUUCCAAAAGGGCAAAAGUGAAACUAAUGCUGAUCUUGAUGAAGGUACUCUUAUGACUUCAGGGGAGGAAGAUAUUUCUGAAGCUCCGUCUAAUGAAAAUGUGACCCUUAAGUUUCACUUUAACUUUGAAUCACUUUCCAUCGUUCUCUACAAUACGGAUGUUGAUCAGAAAUCUCAGCUUUCACUUCACAAUAAAAAUUUACGCCUUGGAGAACUCAGGCUGCAUCUUAUGAUGUCAUCAGGGCAGAUGUUUUCAAACGGCUCUAUAGAUAUUAAUACUAAACUGAAAACGUGUACGCUGGACGAUCUGAGAGAAGGGAUCCAGAAAGCAACCCCAAGAAUGAUAGAUAAGAAAGACGGUGAAGUUGAUAGUGUCAUGAUUGACAUCAACUACAAGCAAGAUAAAAACAGUAGUGAAGUUGUUUCAAUCCUGGACAAACUAUAUUUGUGUGCCAGUGUGGAGUUCCUAUUGACGGUAGCAGAUUUCUUUGUGAAAGCAAUGCCAGCAGCCUCAGCCGAAGCAUCUACUCAGUUUCAGUUAAAGUAUGCCACCCAAGGGAAACAAAGGCCAGAGAAAGAUGGAACUCUCCGGCCUAACAUGACAGUGAUUGCACGGAUCAUGGAUCCAGAAAUUGUGUUUGUUGCCAACUUGACAAAGGCAGAUGCUCCUGCCUUAGCGGCUUCAUUCCAGUGUGAUUUCAGCUUGUCAACUAGCCCUCUUGCUCAGCGGAUGACUGCUCAAGUUCUUGAUCUUAAAGUGCUGGCUUGCCCUUUCCUCCGAGAGAAAGGAGAGAAGAAUAUCACAACAGUUGUACAACCUUGUUCUUUAACGAUGGAAGCGAUGCUGCAUACUUCAGGAAUGAAGAGUGGGGCAGUGAUAAUAGAUGAAAUUAUUGUGAAGAUUUCACCAAUAAUUCUCAAUACUGUAAUGACUAUCAUGGCUGCCAUGAAGUCAAAGAAAAAGGAUGAAGAAUCGGAAGGAGCUGCCUGCAAUACCGAGAAUCUCUGGAGCAUCCAGUCCAUUGACCAGUCUCAGUACUGGUUUCUUGGUUUUGACAUGGCCACCGAAGCCACUGAGACAUCCCAAGAAAGCGAGCAGGGUGGAAAAAAGGAAAAUUUUGAUGUUGAAGUGAAAUCUGUUCAGAUCACCCUGGAGUGUGGGUUGGGCCAUCGCACUGUUCCCUUACUGCUAGCAGAAUCUUCAUUUUCAGGAACGGUGAAAAACUGGUCUUCUCUCAUGGCUGCUAGUGCUGAUAUGACACUUGAGGUUCACUAUUACAACGAAACCUAUGCAGUUUGGGAGCCUCUUAUUGAGCGUGUUGAUAGUGAAAGACGUCAGUGGAACUUAAAGUUAGAAAUGAAUGCGAACCCUGUGCAAGAUAAAGGAUUGUUGCCCGGAGAUGACUUCAUUGUUUUACCGGAACCACAAAGUGUCAUAAAUAUCUCUUCAAGAGAUACCAUGAAUAUAACAAUAUCCAAAUGCUCUCUUGCGGUCUUCAGCAAUCUAGCCAAGGGUUUUUCGGAAGGAGCUGCCUCCACUUACAACUAUGCUUUAAAAGACCGGGCUCCGUUCACAGUGAAAAAUGCUUUGGGCAUUCCUGUCAAAGUUCAUACAUGCAGAAAUCUCCAGGUUGUUGGAUUUGCUACGAGUGACGACAUCCAUGAUGUAGGAAUUGGUCAGAACUUGGAAUUGGAUUAUUUCACACUGCAGUCCCAGCACAAAAAAAAGUUAUCUGCCUUGUGUCGUCAAGAGAGUUCCCUCUUCACUUUGACCUUUGGGCCUGAAGGAUACACGGAGGUGGCCAAUAUUCCCAUAGCAAAACCAGGCAGAAGACUGCACAAUGUCAGAAAUCCCUGCAGCGAUCACUCAGAUUCUGUUCUAGUUCAGAUAGAUGCAGAAGAAGGAAAUAAAGUUAUUACCAUACGCUCUCCCCUGCAGAUUAAGAACCACUUCUCUGUUCCAUUUAUAAUUUACAAAUUGGUUAGGGAUGUUAAACUGUUGGAGCCUAUAGGUGUGUCUAAACCUGAAGAAGAAUUCCAUGUUCCAUUAAAUUCGUAUAGGUGUCAGCUAUUUGUCCAGCCGACUGGGCUCUUAAAUGGCCAAUAUGAACCCUCGACAACCUACAUAUCCUGGAGAGAAGAGUUGCAUAGGAGCAAUGAAGUCAAGUGUGUGUUACGGUGCCCAUCGACUGAAGCCAAUUUUUUGCCUCUCAUAUUGAACACCACCGCUGUGCCUGAUGAGCUAAGCUUCAUUGCGACCCACGGCGAGAACUGGGAUCCAGCCUACAUUAUACAUCUCCACCCUACACUCACUAUGCGGAAUCUUCUACCGUACUCUUUACGCUAUCUGCUUGAGGGAACAGCAGAGGCCCAUGAGCUGCCAGAAGGGAGCGCUGCCGAUGUUCUUCAUUCACGAAUCAGUGGUGAAAUCAUGGAGCUCGUCCUGAUCAAGUAUCAGGGUAAAAACUGGAAUGGACACUUAAGACUCAACAAUUCAAUGCCGGAGUUUUUCCCUGUGUGCUUCACGGCAGAUACUGCAGCCACGACAACAGUGGACAUCUACAUCCACGUUAGGAAAAUCAGCAGUCGCGUGGUCCUGUCGGUGUAUAGUCCUUACUGGAUCAUCAAUAAAACUUCCCGUGUGCUCCAGUACCGUGCUGAAGAUGUCCACGUAAAACACCCAGCAGAUUACAGAGAUAUUGUCUUGUUCUCCUUCAAGAAAAAGAACAUUUUCAGUAAAAAUAAGAUCCAGUUAAGCAUCUCAACCAGUACAUGGUCUAAUAGUUUCUCUCUGGAUACCGUAGGAAGUUACGGAUGUGUGAAGUGCCCGGCCAAUUCCAUGGAUUUUCUGGUUGGCGUUAGUAUUAAAAUGAGCAGCUUCAAUCUCACACGGAUAGUUACGUUGACUCCCUUCUACACCAUAGCAAACAAAUCUUCCUUGGAGCUGGAAGUGGGUGAAGUGGGAGCGGAUGGUUCGCUUCCGACCAAUAAACUGAGUUAUUUCUCAUCUUCAGAGUGUCUUCCAUUUUGGCCAGAAAAUUUGUCUGGCAAACUUUGCGUCAAGGUGAUUGGCUGUGACCGCUUCUCCAAACCAUUUUUCUACAACCAACAGGACAAUGGGACUUUGUUGAGCCUGGAAGAACUGAACACUGGCAUCCUAGUAGACGUGAACGUGUCUGAACAUUCUACAGUUAUUACCUUCUCCAAUUACCAUGAGGGGGCUGCACCAGCUUUGAUCAUUAAUCAUACUCCAUGGGUUGCUCUUAAAUAUAAGCAAAGUGGCUCACAGGAAGAGAGGGAAUUAAAACCAAGGGAAGUGAGGCUAUUUUCAUGGGCAGACCCCACUGGAAUAAGAAAACUAACUUGGGCAUAUGCACAAAAUAUUGGCGAACACGAUCUUCUUAAGGACGAGUGUGGUCAGUUUCCUUACAACUCCAACACACAAAUCCAUUGGGUCUCAUUCUUGGAUGGUCGCCAAAGGGUGCUGCUGUUCACAGAUGACGUUGCAUUGGUUUCCAAAGCACGGGAAGCAGAGGAGAUGGAGCAACCUGAUCAAGAAAUCCGUGUUGCUCUGCACAGCCUUGGCCUUUCCUUGGUCAACAAUGAAAGCAAGCAGGAAAUCUCUUACAUAGGGAUCACCAGUUCAGGCAUUGUCUGGGAAUUAAAACCAAAGCAGAAGUGGAAGCCGUUUAACCAAAAGCAGAUAAACCUCUUGGAACAGACUUAUCAGAAACAUCUUUCUGAACGAGGUGUGGAAACUUCUGGUUGGAUUAAAAUAGACAACAACUUUGAGGUAAACUUCAAUAAGACACCAAUGGAAAUGCGCCUUCCAAUCAGAUGCUACAUCAAGCGAGACUUUUUAUCAGGCAUUGAAAUUGAAUUCAAACAGUCACGUCACCAACAAAGCUUACGGGCCAAGUUAUACUGGCUUCAGGUUGAUAACCAGCUACCUGGUUCAGUGUUCCCUGUGGUGUUUCAUCCUGUCGCUCCUCCCAAAUCCAUCGCAAUGGAUUCUGAACCAAAGCCAUUCAUCGAUGUUAGCGUCAUCAUUCGAUUUAAUGAGUACAGUAAAGUGUUGCAGUUCAAGUAUUCCAUGGUUCUCAUCCAGGAGAUGGCCUUGAAAAUAGAUCAAGGCUUUCUAGGAGCUGUCAUUGGACUCUUCACUCCACCUACAGAUCCAGAAGCUGAAAAACAAAGGAUGAAGUUAAUACAAAAGGAUGUGGAUGCUCUUAACACAGAGUUGAUGGAGUCGUCUUUGACUGAUAUUUCCCCUCUCAGCUUCUUUGAGCACUUCCAUAUUUCUCCACUGAAGCUGCAUUUGAGCCUUUCUUUGGGCUCUGGUGGGGAAGCAUCUGAAAAUGGCAGCGGAGAAAUGAUAGCAAUCAAUUCUGUGAAUCUGCUACUGAAGAGCAUUGGGGCCACUCUUACGGAUGUGGAUGACCUGAUAUUCAAACUUGCUUUCUUCGAAAUUAAGUAUCAGUUUUACAGAAGAGAUGAGUUAAUAUGGAGAGUCAUCGGCCAUUACAGAAAUCAAUUCCUGAAGCAGAUGUACGUUCUUGUGCUGGGUUUAGAUGUCCUGGGUAAUCCCUUUGGCUUAAUCAGAGGCCUGUCGGUGGGUGUGGAGGCAUUCUUCUAUGAGCCUUUUCAGGGAGCUGUUCAAGGUCCUGAAGAGUUUGCUGAAGGCUUAGUAAUUGGUGUAAGAAGUCUGCUUGGCCACACAGUGGGUGGAGCAGCAGGCGUGGUAUCCCGGAUCACUGGCUCUGUUGGAAAAGGUUUGGCAGCCAUUACUAUGGAUAAAGAGUACCAGCAGAAGAGAAGAGAGGAGAUGGGACGCCAGCCCAAAGAUUUUGGGGACAGUCUUGCCAAAGGAGGGAAAGGCUUUCUACGGGGGGUUGUUGGUGGAGUGACUGGAAUCAUCACAAAACCUGUAGAAGGUGCCAAAAAGGAAGGUGCGGCUGGCUUCUUCAAAGGAAUCGGGAAGGGGCUGGUGGGUGUCGUGGCUCGUCCUACAGGUGGGAUCGUGGACAUGGCGAGCAGCACGUUCCAGGGGAUCCAGAGGGUGGCAGAAUCGACGGAAGAAGUGUCAGCUCUCCGCCCUCCCCGUCCCAUUCGUGAAGAUGGCAUCAUUCGGCCCUAUGACAGAGGGGAAGCCGAGGGUUACGACUUAUUUGAGAACUCUCAUAUCAAGAAGCUGCCUGGAGAGAGUUUCCAAUACCACUGUGCUGUUCCAGAAGGCAGAAAGGCACACAUUGUAGUAACCAACAGAAGAGUCAUGUUAAUCAAGGAGGUGGAGAUUCUAGGGCAUGUAACGACAGACUGGGAUUAUUUAUAUGAAAAUUUUACGCGCCCACCAACUGUGGAUGAAAACGUACUGCGAAUCUUCAUUAAGGACCAAGGGCUGUUAACAUUCCACCGAAGAGAGGGGUCAGUGCAAGAGUGUGUAAAGCAAAUCCGUCUCGGGAAUUCUUCUUCAGCAAUGGAGAUUUGCCAUGCCAUUGAUGAAGCUAAAGCAACAAGACAUCAGCAGAAGUUGGUGAAACAAGCAUCUCUAAAAUUAAGCAGCCCACAGCAGCAGCAUUAGCUCUGGUGGCCUUUGAAUUUCCAGAAGCCAUAUGAAUUCAUGGUGCUCCACAGUUUUUGUAUAGCUCUUUAUAUCAAUCUUCACCUGAAAAUUAUUUCUUUACCACAAUAUUUUCAUAAAACAAUAUGUAAAAUUGUUUUACAUAUUGUUUAUGUAAAUAAUAAACUCUGCAAUACAGAUAACAGGAGAAGGAAGAUUUUACAAUUCCUUCUGCUUUACUUUUCAAUCUCCCUAAAAAUUGCCCAAAAUAAUUUCUGCUGCAGCAGGAAAUAAAUUUUAAGUCAGCGUUGGUUUGAAUAAAUGAACGAAACCAUCCUCCACUCAAAUCUGCUUGGAAUGUGUGGAGAUAGGUUUUUAAUAGAGAAAAUCCAUGUCUAGCUGACAAUUCAGUGAGUUAAUGGAGUGUUGCAUAAUAGUAAAAUCAAAGUUAAAAGAAUGCACAUCUGCACUAGUGAUGAUACCUUAUUCAUGUCAGUCUUUAGUUAAAUUCAUUUUAGAUAUAUUUAGGUUAAUAUAAUAUAUACAAAUGUAUAUUUAGUUUAAGAUUUUUUGUUUCAAAAUAUAUCACUGUUUGAGGCACAAAGUUUUCAAUUGGUGUUCUGGCUGAUAUAAUAAAUUGGGUUAAGGUUUAAGGUGCGAUCCUAUGCAUGUUUAGGGAGAAAAAAAUCCUGGGAGUCGUAGGACUUUUUCCUGUCUAAAGAUGCAUAGGAUUGCGCCCUUUGGGUCAUAGUGGACUUCACACAACGAAAUGUAGGAUUGUUGAAAGCGUAAGUGAAACUACUCACACUGACUAUCAUUGAUGGGUAAAACCAUUCUCACUGUCCCAGCACUUGAAUCUUUCGCUGAAUUUUGGGCUGCACUUCGAGAAGACACAUGUGCGGGCAGAGAAGCUGUGCACUAACUCAUUUGGAGUCCUCUGUUUACAAGAGCCGGUGUGCACUUUCACAGCUGGGGUGUCCUUAAGCAUGCCUUGUUUCCAGGCUAGAUAGUAAAUCACGAACCACAGCUGUCAGAUUUUUGCUUCACAAAUGAAGGGAUCUGUAUCUAAAACUUUAUAUUUCUUACGUUUGGCUUCUUUAUUUUUCUGUAACGUUAAUUCUUGGCUUUGCCUUUGCAAACAUUUUUGUUCGGCGUGGCACUCUUUUCUCUUCCUUCGCUUCACUGUUGCUUAGUUAGUAAUAUGCUUAGCAUUAAUGUGGCCAAAACUAUGCUGACCACGUUUGUGGUUUGCGUGUGCUCAUGUUAAAUGACAGAAGAAUAAAUCUAUCAAUCAACGAUGAAGGGGUCUUAAGCAAAGACGAUUCAGAUCUAAUGUAUAUCUGCCUCUUGCAUAAAUCAGGUGCUCUUCUGUGACUUCAUACCAAAUCACGAGAAUAGUGUUAUUUAUGUUAGUAAAAGAUGGCUACAUAAGCUGCAAGUGUGUGGCCCCAUGUAUGGAUUUUUUUUUUUAAGGAAACACCCUUUUGGGGUAACUUUACUUUUAGGGUGAAUCCCUACAUAGCAGUACACUGUUACCUAGGUCAGUAAAAGCCAGCAUAACCCCAUGUUCCUUAGUAGAUCUCAAACCUAGCCAGGAAGUAUGUUUUGGCUAUGCGUCACAUAAAAUGUAUUUUUUGAUGUGUUUCUUUACUUUUGUAACAUGUAUAAUACUACCAAAUAAAAAACGAUUUUAUAUGCA